Molecule: messenger RNA, 2165 nt
Organism: Stomoxys calcitrans (stable fly)
Lineage: Eukaryota; Metazoa; Arthropoda; Insecta; Diptera; Muscidae
Gene: DIP-gamma
Product: lachesin
Exons: 11
Coding region: 272-1597 (441 amino acids)
Cellular component (GO): neuron projection
Source: RefSeq, a predicted model, not a curated record
ACCCACCCGAAAUUCUCGCACAAGGAUCCAAAUAACUUUUGACAACACGAGGAGCUGAAUACAAAGCCAAAAAACUCAUCACCAGAUUAUCGAUGAAUUACUUUAAAAAUAAAGAUGUCAACCAAGUAUACAUGAAUGCCAAAUAAACCAAAUCUCCUCCAUCGUCAAUCAGCAAAACAAAACAGAAACAGCACAAUAAUAAGUUAGGCAAAAAACUAAGUACUUAUUAAUUUCAAACCUGUGAUUCUUUAAAGAAUAGAAGACAACAAAAAUGAACACAAACGAGCUCUUCAGUAGCUACAAAAUGGAAAAUCUACAACGCACACUUUUGGUCAUAUUCCUGUUUGUGACAAUAAAAUGUCCAAAUGCAUUGUCACAGCUGCUAAUGAAUGGCAUGAAUGAGCCAAAUAUGCAACUGGAUCCAGAUCCAGAAUUUAUUGGAACCAUAAACAAUGUUACGUUCCCAGCGGGUCGGGAGGCUAUACUGGCAUGUUCAGUGAGAAAUUUAGGAAAAAAUAAGGUUGGUUGGCUACGCGCCUCCGAUCAAACCGUUCUGGCCCUGCAAGGGCGUGUGGUGACCCAUAAUGCCCGCAUAAGUGUCAUGCAUGAGGAUAUGCAUACCUGGAAAUUGAAAAUCAGCAAACUGCGAGAAAGUGAUCGUGGUUGCUAUAUGUGUCAAAUCAAUACAAGUCCCAUGAAGAAGCAAGUUGGUUGCAUCGAUGUUCAAGUUCCUCCAGAUAUCAUCAAUGAAGAAUCCUCCUCCGAUUUAGCCGUGCAAGAAGGUGAAGAUGCCACUCUAGUUUGUAAGGCUACUGGCAAUCCAGUACCACGAGUUACAUGGCGCCGUGAAGAUGGUGAAAUGAUUUUACUGCGUAAACCCGGAAGUCGUGAACUCAUGAGAGUAGAAUCAUAUCAAGGACCUGCUUUGAAAUUGGCUCGCUUAGAGCGCCGUCAAAUGGGAGCGUAUUUGUGCAUAGCCUCUAAUGAUGUACCACCAGCGGUUAGCAAAAGAGUCUCGCUAAGUGUGCAGUUUGCUCCCAUGGUUCGAGCCCCAAGUCAAUUACUGGGUACACCCCUUGGGUCUGAUGUUCAACUGGAGUGUCAGGUGGAAGCCUCACCAUCACCCGUCUCAUAUUGGCUUAAAGGUGCACGAACAACCAGCAGUUAUUCUGGUUCCAUUUCGAAUAGCGCUUUGGAAACAGGACAGCCAGGUCCUGAAAUGUUAUUAGAUGGACCCAAAUAUUCUAUAACGGAAAAACGAGAUGGCUAUCGCGGCAUUAUGUUGCUAACUGUGCGCUCAUUUUCACCCUCCGAUGUGGGUACAUAUCAUUGUGUGAGCACAAAUUCCUUGGGUCGAGCGGAGGGAACGCUGAGACUCUAUGAAAUAAAACUACAUCCUGGUAUAGCAACCAUUAAUGAUGAUCAGCUGAAUUUUAUUGGAGGUCUAGAAGAAUCCCGCAAUUCGGCGCUUUCUACAGCGAAACAUCGAAUAUCAUGGCAACACUUAUCACUGCAUCUGGCGAUAACAGCACAGCUCGUAUGCUCACCCCUGUCGAUAAUCCUGAGAUGCUUGAGCUCCUCUUUACGCAUGAGAUGAUGCAAAUCGAACAUUGAGUAAAUUCAAAAGCAAACACACAUCGCAACAUGUAUAAUUGUAUACAUAUAAAAUAAUAGAAACCAAGGAUAUACAUACCCACAUAUACAGACAGCAAACAUACUUACCUACAUACAUACUCAUUCGUACAUAUUGAGAGAAAAAAAGAGAGGAUCGUUAAGAGAUGAACGUAGAGGGAGAAAAAGAAGAAAGCAUAAAAGUAAGGCUUGUUCUUCGCAUACACUGUCAUACAAUAAAUACUCAUGAAUUACGAAUAUAAUUUACAUAAAAAAAAAACAUAAAACAAAAAAUCUAAGAUAAAUGAAUGAAAAAUAAAAAUAAAAACCAAUUACUUAUACAUACACAUCCAUAUACAUAUUAAGCUUAAUUUUUGUGAUUAACGGUGAUAGAGUUGAUUAAAUAAAUAGAAAGCAUGCCCCUCACUUCAGUUUGCCCCCCAUGGCCAUGGCCAGCUUUUUAAACCAUAGCCGGUGAAAUGAAGUGAGAGUGACUUGCUUGAAAUUGCCGUAUGUAUUAUUAAAAUUAAAUUAAAUUAUUAUUAUUAUUAUUA